CAAGGCCCACCUACCGUAGCUGGUGUCUUCUUGAGAUCUUUCAGCCUUGGAAACAUUUGGACUUUGUAAUCUUCCUUGUUCAACAACAAUCACAUCCAAAAGAGCGAACCACCCCACUUGAUCUUCGCAUCGCGAAUUCGUCAAAAUAACGCCGCUCUUUCAAUUUUUUCUGCAUACAUCUAUAUCCACAUUAAACCACGUCACCACAGCGAGUCGCGCUGUGUUCUUGUCACGAUGGAGUACGACCACAUGAUGGAUGGCGACUUCAAAGAUGACUUUGGACCCAAGGUGCAAGUGUCUGCGGUUGACGAAAUUCAUGUCGAUUUCGAGCUGAGUAACGUCGACCUGUCGCUUGCCAAUGGUCUCCGUCGCGUCAUGCAUGCGGAAGUUCCCACCGUUGCUAUCGAUCUAGUCGAGAUUGAAGUCAACAGCUCUGUUCUUGCCGAUGAAUUUAUCUCCCACCGACUCGGACUUAUUCCUCUCAACUCGAGCAAUAUCGAUCAACUCAACUACUCGCGAGAUUGUGACUGUGACCAGCACUGUGAACGAUGCAGUAUUAUUCUCGAUCUACAUGCGAAGUGCACUACGGACGAUAUUAUGAAGGUCUAUGCUAGAGAUUUGUUGGCUCGUAGUGAGAGACCUAACAAUCUUAUUGGCAACCCUGUCAUCACCGACCCAGAUCACCUGGGCUCAUUGAUAUGCAAGCUACGUAAAGGCCAAGAGCUCAAGCUCACCUGUAUCGCCAAGAAGGGCAUUGCGAAAGAGCACGCCAAAUGGUCUCCAACUGCUGCCAUUGGCUUCGAAUAUGACCCUCACAACAAUCUUCACCACAUCGAUCUCUGGCACGAGGACCCGGAGAAUGUCCAAGCCGAAUGGCCGAAGUCGAAAUACGCGGAGCUCGAAGAACCCCUCGGUGAUAAUGAAGUCUUCGACUACGAUGCAGUUCCGUCACGAUUCUACUUUGAGGUUGAGGGCAUUGGCAACAUAUCUUCUGAUACUAUUGUUUUAGAGGGUGUCAAAGAGAUCCAACGUAAACUGGCCGGGCUUAUCCACGGACUUGGCGAGAGUGAUGGCAUGAACGGUGAUUAUGAUGGCCCCCGAAGCCCCGAUGCGAUGGAUGGAGGCGCGAACUACUUAGACCAAGGCUAUACCACUCCUUACGGUAACACCGGAGGUACUAGCGCUUGGGGUGGUGGCGCAACGGCUUAUGGAACGACGCCGUAUGGCAACUCUGGCUCGAGCGGAUGGAAUUAAGUGACAGGCUUACCUUGGAUGAAUUC
Molecule: messenger RNA, 1280 nt
Organism: Annulohypoxylon maeteangense
Lineage: Eukaryota; Fungi; Ascomycota; Sordariomycetes; Xylariales; Hypoxylaceae
Product: insert subdomain of RNA polymerase alpha subunit
Exons: 3
Coding region: 235-1254 (339 amino acids)
Biological process (GO): DNA-templated transcription
Cellular component (GO): RNA polymerase II, core complex
Molecular function (GO): DNA binding; DNA-directed RNA polymerase activity; protein dimerization activity
Source: RefSeq, a predicted model, not a curated record